AUGGUUUUCAGGUGGAACAGAGAGGAGGAUCAGUCAUCGCCAAAAGAGUGCAAAGAGGAGAGUAUAGAGAUUGACGGCCAUUUAGCUGCCAAUGAGAGGGGUGACGAGACAUUUCACCACGCCCCGCCGUAUGGCGAAGAGACCUUGUUACAGGGCAUUACCGACUCGCCCACACCUAUUUGGUCAGCAGUUGACGACUGGUCACAGAGGUUGGAGAUCUUGCCGUAUUGCGAAGGAUUGGAUUGCUGCGACCGUGUCAGUAUCGUAAAAUCGGAUCCAGCAUGGAGAUCAGGUGCUACAACAUUACAAGGCUUGUGGCCAGAGAUGGAGAAGAACAUCUGGAAUUCCCCAGAGGUGAAUGUAAACCGUUAUCAACGCUGACUCCACCAGCUGUCCAAGAGUAGGGCAG
Molecule: messenger RNA, 409 nt
Organism: Stylophora pistillata
Lineage: Eukaryota; Metazoa; Cnidaria; Anthozoa; Scleractinia; Pocilloporidae
Source: RefSeq, a predicted model, not a curated record